AUGGCGCCGAGGGUGUUGAUGGUGAGAACUCGGCCGCUUCUUCCUUUCGGUCUCUGCUGUCGCCUUCUCAUCCUUUGCCUUUUUUUCUUGUCUUUUGUCGCAGGUCGCGGAGAAGCCCAGCAUCGCGCUUUCUGUGGCCACUGUCCUCUCCGGCGGUCGUGUAUGCUUCUGUCACUGUCGUCGUGUUGUCUAGUUGUGGUUGAUACAACCUUAGUUCAUUUUACGCUGGAUGCAUAUAAGAGAAAAUGGUUCACCGGUGCUGAAAUCCGAUAUGAAUUCCCGACGGAUACAGAGAAGAACGACAGGUGACAACUACUAGUGAAAGCUUGGUUGCACCCGACGCUCAUAUGAUAAGACCCGUAGGAGAACGGUAUCAAUGGGGUGAUUCACCAGGAGGAUGUUGGUAGCAAGAUACUUUUAUUAUCAUGAACUCAGGACCUCUGAGGAGAUGUGUUCUAGUUAUAUUCUAUCUACUGCUCAGGCCCAGAUGGUUGAAAUCGUUUUAAGAGCCUCUCUAAUUUGGUGAAUGAGUGUUAUUGAGUUGAAAGGGUUUCCUGAAAGAUUAGACAGCAAACGCUGGUGUCAGUGGUGUUAAUUGGUACUGUAAUCAAUUAAGAUGGUAACUAGGGAGUACAACGCCUUAUGAAAUGUUUCUAAAAAUGUUUUUUCUGGUAAUUUUUACUUGAUUGAUAGUGUUUUAAUCAUGUAAACUCAUGGCUUGGUUUUAGAAGCACAAUUUGACGGAGUGCCCAAUAUUUCGGUCUAGUUUAUUCAGACCCAACUGGCAGGAAAUCCUCAAAUAUCACCUCAGACAGUAUUUGUAUGGAUAAAGCGUUGGGAAAACAAAGUUUUCUCAGAAAUGUGAACUUUCUGUGCAGUGGACAAUAAAAUUGUUGACUAAUGAUAAAACGGAAUGAAAACUUUUGAUCCUGUUAUUUUUGUCUGUAUUUAAUUCUAAAGUAUACUGUAUUUUAUGACACAGGCCUCGUCACUAAUUGGUUUCUCAUAUUUCUAACCGCACUAGAUAUAUUCUUUGGGACAAAUGUUUACAAUCAUUAAAUAAAUUAUUCUGAAAAAAGGACCUUGGUUACAGUCUACAUAAAUGAGAAUUCUAAAAUCUCACAGAUGUCCACGAGGAGAGGGAGUACUGACGUCCACGAGUUUGAUGGGGUGUUCCUGGGACAUUGUGCACAGUAUAAGGUGACAUCCGUCAUUGGGCACGUUUUCAGGUAUUUUGUUUUAUGACACUAGACAGUUUCACUUUUUGCGGUGUUCUUUCUUAUGGCUUACUUGUUUAAUGUGAGCUUAUCUUCCAUCAUUAUGAAGCUUCGUUCCAUAGAUGUUGGGGUGGUUUAUGACUCGGAAGACAUGAACAAGAAGAAACCUAGUUUCAACACAUUUUUUUCUUGCUAUAAACCUGUUGUCGAUCCCUCAUUUGGUGGACAGGUCUGGACAGGACAUUGAGUUCGUAUAGCUGUUGUAAUAUCCAUCGGCUUUAAGUAUUUAAUCUAAAGAAGAUGUGAAAACCAUUAAAGCACAGUUUGAAUGAAGACUUAGAUAUAUCUAGGGUAAUGAUGGCCAAAAUGGGUGUAAAGGAGAGGAUAUAGGAGAUCCAAUUGCGAAUAUUUCCUUUUUCUCACAAAAUAUGUUAUCGUUGUGAAUAACCAUUGUGAAGAUGCAGAGUUAACAAUGAAGAUUGGGGUAUUGCUUAAGAAGCUCUCUAUACUUUGUUUUUUUCUUUUUAGUGUUGUUUCAGAUAACCAUGUGAUGCCCAAAUUUAGCAAUUCCUAUGGAUCAGGGAGCCUUCUUGAAGAAAAUUUGAUUUCAUAAUUCAAAGGAGGUCUGUAAAACUUUUAUUAGGCGUUCCAGAGUUCCAAGUGCUUGUCUGGACGAUUUCAGGUGGAGAUGAUGACAAUUUGCGAUUUGUCCAUACAGUUCGCCUCUUGCAAAUGUUUAAAGGCAACUAUAUCAUUUGUGGUUCUACAUAUCACAUAAGCAUGACAACAUCAUUAGUAAUGCUGCUUUUAUGCAAGGCAGAUGGGACUGCAGAGGUGGUAAAUUCCUAUCCAUGAGUCCCUCAUGCUGCAUUGUCAUUUUUGGAAGACUUACAGAAAGCUUCGUUCCAUUGCAAAUUUCAGAUGUAGCAUAGACAACAGAAUAACAUGGUGCUGUACUUUGAUCCGAAUAUCACUCUGAAUCGAUGUGAUGCAUCAAUUCUUGUUUGGGUAUCAAUACCGAUGAAAACAGACUGGAUGUGCAGCAGUUUUACUGAGGUCAGAUGGAUUUAUUAAUGAUAAUGAGGCAACCAUGGACAGCUGUCUUGAAGGGGGGAUCACUAUAUUGUUUCUAUGGACGAGAUAAAUAUAUUUACCAGAUAUGACCAGUUAUGGGGAUGAUGGAUAACAGCUGUAAUUUGAACUUCAGAAAUUGAAAUUUCUUAGAUUGUCAGUCUACCUUAGUUUCUGCCGAAAAAUAACAGUGAAAGAUAUCAGGAUGAUUGAAGAAUAUGGAGAUAAAACUGAAAAGGGUAUGUCGUGGUCAAUUAUUUUUUUAUAAUCUACCAAGCAGUUUGAUGCAGAGUUUACUGUUAGAACUUCGUUAGGGUAAUCAAAACUUCUAGUGGAAUGAUGUCUAAUGAAGUCUUAUAUCAUAAUUAGUUGCAUAUUCUAUGUUCUGCAAAGGAAGAUCACAUGCUAUCUUUCCUCUUCUGGAAUGUUUAUUAUGUGGCGUGGAAUGUUUUACUUCCCAGAUUUCAGGUUUGGAUCGGCAGAUGGAUUGUUUAUUAUCUUUCACAGAGAUAGAACUAUCUCUGUCCCUCUCCCUCUUCAACUGACUGACAGUCGAUCUUAUUAUUGACAACGAUGUAUGUCAUUUUGUGUGAGAGGGACAACACAAGAAAUCAAUGGAAUUUUGGAGAUUUAACCUACACUGGGGAUAGUAGUUGAAUGGUUUCAAUGAUUAAGACCGAAAUAAAAAGAAAGUGUUGUUUAGCUCGACUCUUACUACAAAUAUAUGACAUGUUGGUUGGGCUUCCUUUUCUGUCUAUUAAAGGUGAAUCCUUCCUUUAUAAAGACGACAAUGGGAUCUUUAUGGAAAAAAGGCCCAAAUUCUCAUCUUACGAAUGUAGCUACAAAAGCCCGAUGACCAUGUCCUCUUUACAUAUCUGACAAAAAGAGGACAAUUGUGCAGGGUGUUUAUGUACGUGGUGCCAAAUCCCUCCUAAAAGAAUUCAAUCUAUAGAAGAAAUUCCCUAUUUAUAUGUUAUUAAUAAAACUUACGGACAUAUGGGCUAUAUGUUCUCCACAAGCAGCCAAUGCAAAUCUUUUGCCUUCAGAACUUGGAUGGUGUUUGUGGUAAAUUGCCCUUGCUUUGAGGAUUUAAGGAGAAAAACUGUCAAGAUAAGUUCUCCGAAAUAUCACGGACGAUCUGCUACCGGAUUUUGAUGAUGAAAAUGGAGCGAUUUUGUGGAUGAUUAAGUUCUGUGUGUGAUUCGGACAUGUGUUAUGCCUGUUUUUUUUUAUGCUUAUAUACUUUACAAACAAACACCGUCUUCAACUCGGAUGCUCCUGUGGAUUUUCUUAUUUUUCCGUUAUAUGCUCAUCUGCAGUGUAGACUUUCCUCCUAAAUAUCAAAACUGGGAUGUGACAGAUCCUAUAGAUCUUUUUGAGGCCCCAGUUCUGAAAUCGGAAGCGAAUCCCAAGGUGCCGUUUCUUAUCCUGUACAAGCUUUGACUUCCUGCUCAUUUCUCUUGCUUUUUUUUUCUUAUUUUUACCAGCAUAUCAAAUUUUGUUUACCUAUUGUGAAUUGAAAUAAUUAUUCAUCGCUAAUGCAUAUGGCUUUUUUAGAAAAUUUGGUCCUUGCUACUCGUUUUUCUACAUUUUAUUCUUCGACUAUUAGUUGACGUGAAUUAAAUAAAAUAUCAAUUGCGUUGAUUGCAUGCUAGAGUUCUACUGGCAAGGCAUCACCAUUUCUUUUCUUCACACAUGAUAGGUGUUCUGCUCGAAAUACGCCAGCUAUGAUUCAAAUUUACUUAACUACAAUGGAUCACAGAGUCACCAAUGCUUGGCAAAGUGUUUAUCCAUUUCCUAGGUUUUAUUUUGCUGUCAUUAACAGCUGCGUUUUGGUUACAUUCAAAGUCAUUGAUAAGAAACUAGUAGUUAUCUUUUGGUUUAUGACCAUGACUCCUUCAAAGACAUUUACAAUGUGGUUGCGGUUGUGUGCUUCCUUCGGAAUGAUAGCUACCCUCCUAUAUGUUAUAUCGUGGAUAUCCUUUCAUUUAAUUAACGUUUUCAAAUUGUUGUUAGUAAAUUGUCUUGUUAUCUGGUAACUGAUUAACUGUGCGAUCUUUUAUGGGAUUCCUGUUUAUGACAGCUUUUGCAAUUUCUACAAUCCUUUGGUAGCAUUACGCUAGUGAUAAAUUUUUUAAGGUCGUUGAUAGACCAUGAUUCAUCAUGCGAAUACAUUUGCUCAAGAUUUCUGCCUCAGAAAGAAAAUAAUCUUAUGGUGUAUCUUUUCUUUAGCCAGAUGACUCCGAGCAUAGUAGCAAUUCAGUUUUCUUCUCCAUUGCUUGCUGAGACAAAACUAGAUUCCCUUCUAUUUGAGAACCUAUGCAUGAUCAGUUGACAGUAGAGGAUCCAUCUGAGUGCAUGCUGCUUGGAGCACCUUCUUAAGACCUUGGUCAAAGCUGCCUUGAGCAUGUGCGGCAUGGCUAACCUUGCCCAUCAGAUGACUGGUUCCUAAUGGAUUGGAACUGCAAUUAAGAGUGUAAUAAUGAAAGAACUGGCACCCACAUGAAAGUUUGUUAAUUAUCUUUCCAUGAGCUGUGUGGAGUUUGUCACCGAAGGGCCUGGGACUUUUAGGAACACUAAUCUAAAGGCGAAGAUUAGCUUUUUCUCUAUAAUACGGAAAGCUCAGAAUGAUUGGACUAGGAUGCUCAAAAUGUUUCGGCAAUAAUUCCAUUUUUUAAUGAUUUUUUUUCCCUGUCUAAUUAUUGGUGCUCAUUUUUAUUCGUCUAAUUGGAGUGGUAAACAUUACAUGCACCAAUUGUGUGACAUAUUUGUGCAUGAGAGUAGUCCCAGCUGAUCAGUAGCAAUGAAAACAAAUCAUGCACAGUGUUUCGGAAAUUGAAAAUGGGGAGAUAUUCAAUCAUGUUACAUGCAGAGUAGGCUCGCUCAAAAAAGUCAGAGAUGAGGUCAAACUGUUGCCAUGUUUUUAUUCUACUAUGAUGGUGCGGUUUAUUUUUUUAUCAGGUAAAAUAAAGAGAAGAAAAACUAAAAAUGGUAAUUUAUAUGGAUACUUCUGCUGAUUAUAAUGAUGUUAUGAGAGUUUGAAAGGUCGAGUUGUUAUGUGAACUUCAGUGUCCAGAAUCGGGUUGUUGCUGUGGGCCCAAUACAACAGCGAUAAUUUUGUAUUAUGUGGUAAAAAAGUUCUAUUUGCGUCUGGUAGUGGGUGGGGUGGUGGGGGUAAGGGACACUUGCCCAGUGAGACUGUAAAUCCCCACCUGCUGAAGCUUAGAAGAGAGUUUGUGGAGUAUGCAGUCCCUGUUCAAGAGAACAAACUGGAAAGGGUACUCCCCUUUCCCCUUCCCCUUCAACUGAUUUAACCUUGCCACUUUAAUAGUAUUCAUGCUUGAUUAGUGUUAGAUAUUGUAUAUUUUUAACUGUAGUUCAAUUCUCUCUAACCAAAACUCUAGUUCAAUCUUCUCUAUCCUUCUCUAUUUCUAUUAUCCAGCUUCUUUCUCCCCUCCUGCAUCUUUUUGGUGUAGAGAAUCUCCCUCCUUUUAAAAGAAAAGUAAUUUGGUAGAGUAAAUUCAUAUCUUUGGGGUAGCCUCAAUUUUGAUCUCCAAUCUCAAAUUGUCCGGUUGAAAAAUGUUGAUUUUAUUUCGUGAUUACUAGGAGAGGUUUUAAGUACGGAUAAUAUUGUCAUUGCAGACUUUUGGUUAGUUUACAGUAACGUUAUUCUUUCUCUUACAGGCUCACAUAUCCAGGCAUCUGCACCAAGAAGCUCGAGGGUGUGACUAUAUAGUUUUAUGGUUAGAUUGUGAUCGUGAAGGAGAGAACAUUUGUUACGAAGGUAAACUAUUGGUGCAAUUUUGGUGCGAUGGUCUUCAAUAUUUCCUGAAUGUUUUUCAUAGAUCCUUUUUUUACAGAGAAACACAGUUGCCCCCUUGCAAACCGUUGCUUCCCUCUUUUUAUUUUUUCAUUGCCAGAUUUCUGUAUGUACGCUGGGCGAUUUUGCAUUCGUAGUACUGGUCAUAUGCUUAUGCUCUUAUCUCUUAUCAAUCAUAAAUAUAGUUUCCUAUCCUGAAUUCAACCCUGUGUUAAGUUUUACUUCACCUUAAUUCGAACCCAUUCCUUCCCUGAAAACAAUAUAACAGCGAGCAUCGUGUUUCAUGUUACACAUUACUUUAUGGGGAAGGAAUAAGCCGAAAACGAUAGAGACGUGAAUAGAGAUAGAACGUGUCAAGUAUCCCACACAGUGCAGGAGCUGAAGAACGAUAAUGCAUUCUGUAUAGUGCUGAUCAGUCCAGGUUUUGUACCUCUAUGCUUUCUUAGUGGCUUGCGUCUGGGAAAUUAACCAGGGAGGAAAAGGCAUAUGGAGAAAUCAUGUUCAUUUCUGUAGAAGCAGGGAGGGGAGGUGUUAUGAAGCAUAGAAUUUUUGUUAAAAUGAUAUUACUUCACAUAAUCUGGGACUUUGAGCAGAGAACUGCAAUAUUAUUCCACUUAAAAUUGGUUGUUAGAAAAUACUUGAUAGAGUCCAUUCAAUGUCCUCUUUUUUUCCAACUGUUGUACCAUCCUAACGUUCGUUUCUGCAGAAAAGCAUAUUUAUGUGGUAUCUAUUUCUAAUAUUCAGUAAUAUUUUGGUGUAAAACCAGGCGAAGGAUCUUCAAAACUAAGAUCAAUGGCCCAGGGAUUUGUCUUUAUUGGAUAUAGGAGUGUGAAGUGGUGAACUUUCUUGUUCCAGUUUUUAUUACUAGUAUUCCUACGCUGGACAACUUUCAUGUCAGUUUAUCAAAAUAAUUUUGUAGAUCAAUUAGUCGCAGAAAUACUUGUACAGCGGGAGAUAUACCAGAUAACCAAUAAUGGGUGAGGAUUUCCUAUGUUUCUCGGAAAAUGAGAGUCAUAAGUUUAUUAUUAUUGGUUAAAUCAGUACUGUUUGUAUUGUAUUGGUUGUAUGGAAUGAUAUGGGUUUGCUCAAAGAGGUUAGGCGUUAAAUAUCAUUUUUCUUGGUGAUAAUUAUAGAUUGAAAUUGGUGACAGUGUUUCUUGUUGUCCAGUUUUUAAUGUUAGUGUUUUGUUUCUUUGACAAUGUAUUCGGGUGAAAUCUCUGACUAGUAAUUGAAUUUCAUAUUUAUAGGCUUUAGGAAGCCCUUUGAUCAUGAGAUUUCGAGGGUAUUGCUUCAUAUUCUGCUGAAUGCCAUUGUCAUUCGGAAUUGAUUUAUUAUCUUCUGGUUCAUUGGUCUAGAUUCGAUUUUUCAUCCUCUGGUUCAUCAUUCUAUCAAUUUUUAAGUUGUCAAAAAGGAUUUUCUUGGGACCCAAUUCUCUUACUUGCCACUAAUCACUAGCAUAAUAUUAUGCGCGUAUUUGUCACUGUGCAACGUCAUACCUUAAUAUUCGAUCAAAUUAAGUUGAAUCUAGUGUUUCAUAGCUAUCAGAUUAUUUUGUUAGUAUUUCAUAGGCAGAAUAUUUUAUGGUGACAAACUUUCUUUUUUCUCUAUGAGAAAAUUUUGUUGGAUUUAUAAAAGUGAUUAAUACAUUGGACAAUGUUCGCUGUCCAGUUAUUGAGUGCAUUGGAGUACAUGAAUCUGAGGUAGGGAAAAAAAUUUAUCGUGCUCGAUUUUCUUCUGUCACUGAGAAAGACAUAUUGAAGGCCAUGAACAACCUUGUUGAGCCCAACAAAGAUGAAGCUUUAGCUGUAGAUGCACGACAAGAGAUAGAUUUGAAAGUUGGAGUGGCAUUUACCCGGUUUCAGACACGUUAUUUUCAAGGGAAAUAUGGCAACCUUGAUUCCAGAGUAAUCUCGUAAAGCUCUCAUAUCUUCUCUGACAGACAUGUUCGAUCAACAUCUUUUCAUGUUUAUUACAUCUCUGACUGCUGUUCUAUUUCUUCAGCUAUGGCCCUUGCCAAACGCCUACUCUUGGAUUUUGUGUGCAACGUUACUUGCAAAUUACAACAUUUAAGCCAGAAAAAUUCUGGUCUUUGCAUCUUUAUAUUAUGAAAGAUUCAUAUGAGCUCCAACUGGAAUGGGAACGCAAAAAAAUAUUUGAUUUUGAUGUGAGCUCCUUUACGGCUUGAAUUUUAGCUUAUUUUUUCAAAUACAUACUCUUCGUUUAUGAAAAAUCUGUAUGCUUCUUUUUGUCGUCACUUCUAGGUUGCCGUGAUGUUUCAAAAGAUGGUUGUCAAUGAUGGGACUCUGAAAGUGACUAAUGUUUCAACAACUGAGGAGUGCAAAACUCGCCCUUGUGGCCUUAACACGGUCAACUUGUUGAAGGUUUGCAUCAAAACAAUUUCUUUACUAUUGUUCUGUUUCUCUGGAAGAUAAUUAUAUUUUAUUUGAGUUAUUUAUUUAUUACGUCAAAGAACGACAACAGCAGCCCUAAAAUUUUACUGAAGCAUCUUAUGUCUCAAAAAAAUCACAUUGUCUUCUAGAUUUCGUGAUGAUAAGUGUUGAAAUACUGUCCCUUAGUGUAUCGUGUCUUUCAUUUUAGUGAAACACGUGCCUGUCUUAUUGUGUCUCGUACUGUAAGGUUCAUAGGUCUAGAACCUUCCUCGUGGAUCUGUUAUAAAUAACAGACCCCUGUCAUGAUUGUAAACUGAAUAGAAUUUCUCCCUUAUUCGAAUUUAAGCCUCUUCCAUUUUGAACGAGCAGAUUCUCUCUCUCAAAGAUUCAAAGAGACAAUAAGUAAAAAAUAUCAUGCAUCAUAUAUUUGCAUCUAUUACUCUUGUUAUUAUAACUAGUAAUCUCAUCAUGCGGGUGAGGUCAAUUGCACAUAUAGGCUCCUGUUUAGCCUCGUUUUUUUUAGAUAACUGAUACAGCCAACCCUGUCAUUGUAUGCAACGCUCACUUGCUAUAUAAUAUGGUCUCUAGAGCAAUGUACAAUAACUUCAUGUGUCAGAACAUGAGAUCAUUUUUCUACCGAUAGUGUUGUCUGGUCGAUUUAAAGGAUGGAAUUUUAAGUGCUGCAAUUUUACCUUUUUUUCAUGUCAACUUAUGAUUGUAUUAAAAGAAUGAUGUUAGCUAUAUAGCUGAUUUUGGGUAUUCUAUGAUUCAGGUUGCCUCAAGUGCAUUGGGCUUAGGUCCUCAAGUUGCAAUGCAAGUGGCAGAACGACUGUACACUCAAGGGUUCAUCAGGUUUUUAUUUUCACAUGUUUUUGUCCUCUAAAGAUUGAAGUCAUUGCUUCCUACGGUUUAACAGACUUGAGCUAUUUGUACACUGUCGUGAAUAUUUGAAAAUGUCUCUAAGACAAUUUCGUUUAAUAAAAUUACUCCUUUUGAUAAUAUCUAAACUACACUUCUGCUGGUAUUUAGUAGAUAACAUCAAAAAAUUAUAUGACACCUUUGCCAUCAAGCUUAAAUGUGGUCAGAAACUUGAUGCUUGCUAGAAUUAAAGCCAAUAGAGUCAACAAUGUUUGUCAGUUCACUAUAUUCAUCAUUUAUUGCCUGGAAUCAUUUCACAUAUUUAUCUUAGACUAUGUAGCAUCACCUAAUCUUACACUGUUUUGAUGACUGUAUACCAUGUUUCCAUCCACCUCUGUUGCCUGAGACAAGUAAUAAGGUGGUCAUCAGUGCCUAUGCUCUAAGGGCUUAUGAGUCGAUAGAUUUGCUGAAUUUACAUAUAUCUAGGGGACUUCUUGAGUUUUGAUUUAUGUCCAUUCUACAUAUAUCUAGUUAUGUUCAUCAAUGAGCUAGGGGGGUUAUUGAUUUACCCUAUGAUGACUGUUAUGUCUGCAUGACCCUUUAUGGGAAUGAUACUCUAUCCCGUGGGAUUUUGUGAGGUAGAAUUUCUCUCAAUGCGACUUUCAUAGACUCAAUAGUAUGAGGAAGGCAUCUUGAGAAGAGAAUUAGAAGAAUUUGUGCAAAAUCUUAAAUAUAUUUUGUUGCCUCAUGAGAUAGGGUUGUGUCCAAUUACUCCACCAUGUGAUUCUUUUAACCGUCAUAAUGAAUAUUUCAAUUGGACGAAGCCUCGUUUUACCUCAGCCGGAUUCUAUUUUCGUUCCUAGGCACGUCUUGGACACGAGGAGAUCCAACAAGAUGUGAUUUUCUUUCUGCGCAGCUCAAGGUAGAUAGCUCUGGUUCAACAGCAUUCUCUUUGCUGAAGUGGACAUAGACAUGAUUAUGAUAACUUGCAUCAUUGGGGAUUUCACUCUUGAAAAAAUCAUUGCAUCAUUCGUCUCUCUAGCAGCUGGAUGAUACGAGACAGAUUAGGGUAACUGGCCAACUCAAGAUGGGUAGUCUCCUGACCUCACAAUCUUUGAUGAAAAAAAGCUUGUCCCAUGAUUUCGUUCAUCCAUUCAUUUAUUGGCUUACCAAAUAACUACAUCUGAUGGGAAUCUUCUCUAUCAGCUGAGAUAAUAUGAACGAAUUAAAGUAGCUUCAAAGACUGGGUGAAUCUUUUUUAUUGAAAGGGAAACUGAACAAACGCCACCUUUACAUAGAUUCUCUCCCUGACAGGUGAAAAUGUAUUCACGCAUUGCUAGACUCUGUCAUCAAUUAAGGCAUUAACCUUUAGUGAUUUAUCUGUACUAAAUCUAAAUCCUUCAUGAUAGUCCGAAGACUCCAGUGUUUUUAUAAUCAUCUAACUUUUGCCUUCAUUAAUUUUGUUUCCAAUUUUGCUUUUACAUUGAGUAGCUCUUUCCUGGUGCCACUGUAAUAUAUCGUAUACUCGUUCAAUUUUUGUAGUGAACUAUGUUUGAAGAUAAACAGGUCCACCACGUUGUCUGUAGUUCUUUAUAUUACUACACUCUUCUGGAUGUCAAAAAUUAUGCACCAUACUGUCAUCAUUCCCCAAAGCAAAUUUACAAUACUUCUUUCUGUUAAUUCGUGUUCCUCUCGAUAUGUUCUCUUUCUAAUGUUAAACUUUUGUCUCUUUCCUUUUCAUUAGUUAUCCCCGUACAGAGAGCACUGCCUACCCUGCCUCAUUUGAUUUCCAAGGCACUGUUGAAGCGUUACAAUAUAAUCCUGCAUUGAGAGAAUAUGUGCAAGCAUUGUUAGUGAAUGGUUUCCAGAAGCCACGGAUGGGAUCUGAUGCAGGUGAUCACCCUCCUAUUACUCCUAUGAAAUCAGCCAGUGAAGACAUGUUAGGAAAUGAUGCCUGGCGAUUGUACAUGUACAUUUGUCAACAUUUUAUUGGGAGUAUCAGUCAUGAUUGCAAGUACACAAGGUCAAAAACUUUACUCCUUUUCAAGAAUUACCUACUAUGUUUCUUCAUGAUGUGUUCAGAAAUCCUUAAUUGCUUGAUACCAUACGAUUCCUAAACUCUUGGAGUGCAUUGGUAACAUUCUCCUAUUUAGUCAUGUGGUGAACUACCAUACUGAUUUUGUUUGUCAUUAUGCUUAAAGCAACCUUGGUAAACUGAUUGAGUAGGAUAAAACGACAACAAGAAGAUGAUCGAAAGCUAAUCCCUGUGAUUAAAUCAAUCCUGAAAAAAUUUGAAUGUGGUGCCUUCAAGGUACAGAAAUUCUGGAUAGAUAAAUCUUGCAAAGCCAAAUAUUUUAGCUGAUUGACAAGUUCUUCCAGAGUUUAUAUGAAAUUUCCUGUUUAACUGACCCAGCUUCUCAGACUCUUCGUUUUUAUGCUUCAAACUUUAUAAAGAUACCUUAUGAUUUUUAAUGCGGCUUUUUAGAGAAACUGAUUGAGUUGACAGAUGGAGAAAACUUAUUCUGUGAUAUCCAUUGGCAGAAACGGAUUUUUUUAAAAUUUGUGAGUGGAAAAUGAAAACAAAGGCCACGAAUUAUUAAUACAGCACCUUGAAAAGUUAAUUAUGUAUAGUUUUGAUCAUUAAAAGGAUCCACGCUUAUAAAUUUUCUUUGUGAUAUUGCAUUAUAUUUAAAGUUUGAAGGAAUACUUCUGGGGAUACUGUGGCUUAAUUGAUGGGACUUUGGUGUUGCACGUUUAAUGAUAUCUGUGGGGAAGAAUGUACAAAUAGGAGUUUGGUUCUUAGUUGGACUGUUUCUUACUUUGUCGGUUUUUUUGUUGUUUGGUUAUUUCCUUGUUGUGGCCAUGGUACCUAUACAUAACAGUUGGCUAUGCUGUGGAUAUGAAUUCAGUUUCUUCUCUGCAUAUCCUCCUAGGGUUUAUGCCACUGUUCACGACAAUAUCAAACAUGCUUAUGGCCCACAAAGAGACUGGGAUAAUGAAAAUGAUUACUUUACUGGUGGAUGUUUAAGAUUUACAUACUAGCUUUGGUCUACUAUUACGGUGUUGGCAUUGUGUAAGUUUGCUUUAUAUAGCGUUUUAAAGAACUUAGCUGAGCCAUAGAUGUUCAUUCAUUUAAUCGUUUGUGUAAUCUACCUCCCGCUAUAAUUAUUCUUGCUCCAACCAUAUCAUAGCUGAUCGCUGGACUUGUUUGACCUAUUUUCAUUCUAAAUGGAUUACAAUUGUCCUUGACCCAACAUGUUAUUUCCACGAACCUGAAUGAAAGGAAUGGGAACAAGCGACUAUGGAUUAGAGUUCGUUUGUUUUAGUUUGUAUUAUGAGCUGCAUUUUUAUGCGUGGUCCUCUAAUAUAUGAUGUGGCUGUGAAUAUGCACAUAGUGCCUGUAGAAGGAAAUUAAUAUAAGUUUUCUAUCUGUCCAGUUCAGCCCUAGUUUUAGCACUUAUGUUUUUUUAGAAUUAUAUGUCUAGCACCAUAGAUAUAUAAUCGCAGACUGAUGUUGGGUAUGAUUGUGAUAGAGUAGAUACCGUAACUAGAAAUAACAGUCGAAUUUUCAGAAGUGUCUUAGCAGAACGUAUGAUCACUUGUGUGUGCACUGAGAUCGUUGGCCUUCGAGUUUUUUUCAAAUAGAGGGGAUUGCGGAAAUCAGCGUCUUUCAUUUUGAUUGGUAUCACUAUAUUAUUUCGCCAUUUUGGUACAGACUAACGAUUUUCUUCCAAACCACGUUUGUAGAUCUUUCUUUGACCAUUUACACUUCCAUCCUUUUCUUUCUGAACUUUAAUAUCUUCUUUCAGAAAAAGUAAACGAGAUUGUAUGUCAUUUCAUGGGCAGGGAAGGGAUUGUGAUGUUCAAAUUGUCAAUAUCUAAAGAAAUUGUGUGCAUUAUUGAAUUUCGACCUAGUAGUGUCAUUCUUUUGCAUGAAUGCAUUUAAUUUAAAUAAUGUUACAUUAUUUUUUUUAAUUUCCAUUACAGGACAAAAGUAGAAUUUGAAUCAGGAGCUGAGCUGUUCUGCGUUGUUGGACAGCAUGUUACAUGCAAAGGAUUUACGUCUAUCAUGCCAUGGAUGGCAGUAAAUGAGAAAAAACUUCCUCAAUUCCUACGUGGGGAGAGAAUCAAAAUGAUGAAGGUUGACAUAUAUGAGGUAGGAAACUAUGACAUUUUUUAUUGGUUGGCUUUCUACGAAUGAUUUAGACUAUGACAAUUUCAAGGAAAUAAUGAAUUUGUUCAUUCUUCAUGAAUAAUUUAAUACCUUGUGUUUAUUCAAAUAAUUAUUUCAUCAUAUUCAUUUUUACAAAGUAGCUUUUUGAUAGACUUUGUUGAUUUCAGGGUAACACCACACCCCCAGAUUAUCUCAGUGAGAGUGAGCUUAUUUCUCUUAUGGAAAAGCAUGGAAUUGGCACAGAUGCAUCUAUCUCUGUCCACAUAAACAACAUAUGCGAACGGAACUAUGUGCAGGUCCUCAUUUUUUGUUUGGAGAUUACUCUAAUUUAUAUGAAUUAUUUUAUUGUUGUACAAUGGGUGAUUAUCCUUCUAUUGGUGAAUUUCUGAAGGCUGCAUUUUGGAUCUGAGUGUCGGUAUAUGUUUCUUGGUUUACUUAAGUCAUAAAUGGUAUGAUAAAAUGAGUGAACUUUUUUCCCCAGACAGGCGAAUGAUUACAUUGAUCCUAAUGCACCUAUGGAGAAGUUACUCAUUGUCAGUACAAAAUUACGACUAGGAAGUUCUUCCCAAUGCACGAUUUGUAUUCUAGCAUUUAUCUUACUACUUUCCAAGGCUUAUGUGUUUUUAUUUUAUUUUAAAGGUCAAUGCUGGGAGGAGGUUGGUUCCAACUGCUCUUGGAACUGCCCUGAUAAGAGGGUAUCAAUGUAUUGAUCCGGAUCUAUGUUUGCCAGACAUCCGCAGUUUUAUCGAGCAACAGAUCACCCUAAUUGCCAAAGGGAAAGUGAAUCAUGCGUGGGUUGUACGACAUGCUCUGCAACAAUUUAUGCAAAAGUACUCGUAUUUUGUCAAACAGGUAUCUCUAUAGCUCAAAUGGGAGUAAGGCUUAAUGAGAAUGCUGGCAUGUCAGAAUUCUGUCUGGAUAGUUGCUGUAUCUGACUUUUUUAAUGAUUCACAGGUUUCAAAAUUAUAUCUUCGGAAAUAAUUAAUUAUUUCAAUUAGAACUCACAAAAUUGCUUGUUUUCCUUUUCAUCUGUAAGUUUUUUUAUUCCCUUUUUCAAUUUUCCAUCGUAGAUUCUUGUAUUAAACACCUUUUAUAGAUGUUUUUUUUUCCUUCUUUGCUGUGAUGACAAUUAGAUUACUUUUAGUUCACAGAUAUGAAUAGUCUUAACUGGAGCUAGCAGAAAGCUUUCUGUUGUUCAAAGACUCUCAGAAAAUUUGGCAGUGAUCUUCUAGUGAUGAUGUGACUGUUUCUGAGGUUUUGGGAUGCGCUGGGAAAAUCCAUGCUUGUUGAGUUAAAGUGAAGCCGAUGGCUGGAUAGAAGCUUUUAUGAAGGAAACGAAAGUGAAGAACCAGGAGAAGAAAAUCGAGAUGGAAAAGGCUGUGAAUUUUUUUUCUACGAAAGAUUCUCCUCAGAGAAAUUUAUUAUCUGGAACGAAAAUUUCUAAGACAGAUUCUAGGGAAUGGUGAAGGAUUGAGGGCCGGAGGUUUCUGGCUUGUGAUUUGCAGAUUUCAAAAAUAGGAAAAGAAAAAAAAAAGCAUCUGGAGAAGCCUCCUACCUCCUAUCUCUACCUAUUUCUUGCGACAUAAAUCUAAAGUUUAAGAUAGAGGAGGGCGUCUUGAAAACAUGAAACCGUGUCCUAAUCAGCCCCUAUUGCUCAAGGGAAAAUAUAAUUUUCUGCAAGUUCCUAUUAAAAAAAAUCCUAUGAUUCAUUCAUUUUGCAAAGUUUUUAGAACGCUUUAUGGUUUUGAUCGAGGCGGUUAUUUUCCUUCCAUAUUUUGGGGUCUGAUCCUGGCUCUGCAGGCUUUGCAAAUAUCUUGCGGCUAGAACUGUUUAGAUGUUUUUUGCACCUUCCAUUCACCAGCCAAUGAAUGUUACACAUUUCGGGUAGAGGUGGACCCAGGAAUGUUGCUUACCUUUAUUGUUCAGCAAAUAAUUACACCAUGGUUCUGGGCGCAUAGAGCAGGUACGAUAGGGAUCAAAACACUUACAGAAGUUUCUUAAUGACUGGAACAAAGAGAAGUCUGUGGACAUGGGUUUAAAAAUUCUGUUUAGGGUUUAAAAACCUGGUUCAAAAGAUAGUGCCUUUUGCCGAAGUCAGAGGUGGAUUGUUUUGGUGGAACGAAGGACACUACGUUUGAACCAAGUUGUCGACACUACUUCUGUCAAUGUAGAGAGCGGCACGAUAACCAUUUCUUAGUGUUGUGGUAAACUUGUAUAUUAAUGGUAGUGGCGAAGUAUUUGAUUGUGUUUUACAAAAAGGAAUAGUCAUGUUCUUUGUAUAUACGUCUUAAAUUAUUCAUAAGCAUCAUCAAGUAAACUUGCUUUGAAAUAUAACCAGCAUGUUAUAAACUGUUGAUUCUAAUUGGCCAUAUUUUUCUUCUUUUAGUUCAUAAUUUUUCAUUAAGAUCUUUGCUACGUGAUACGUCUUAGAUUCUUCUUCGCACGCAUCAUCAAGUAAAUUUUCUUUGAAAUAUAACCGGCAUGGUAUAAAAUAUUGAUUAUUAUAGGCCAUAUUCUUCUUCUUUUAGGUCAUAGUUUUUCAUUAAGAUCUUAGCUAUGUGAUACGCCUUAAAUUCUUCUUCACAGGCAUCAUCAAGUAAACUUGCUUUGAAAUAUAACCAACACAGUAUAAAAUAUUGAUUCUCAUAGGCCAUAGAAAAAUAUGGCCUAUUUUUCUUCUUUUAGGUCGUAGUUUUUCAUUAAGAUUUUAGCUGUGUAAGCCACGUUUUUGCCCAUGUAAUAUAGGUAACAAGUCAUCAAUAUGUACACGUUGGUCGAAUUCAGAAGUUUUCUUUAUUAAAUAGAUGUUAUGCAUAGUUUUGUUUAACAAAAAAGAAAACAGAAAGCAUGUAAAAUGUCGUCAUUUUUCUUUGAAGAUAUUUCUACAUGCUGCUCAUGUUCGAGAUGUCUAAAAACUUUUAAGAUCACUUUUGCGUUGGCUUUGUUGCACAGUGCCGAAUAUAUCCAUCUCCAUUCCCCUUGCUUAGCAUAGAGUUCCCACAAAAAGAAAAAAUAUAUCCUGAGGGUUUACAUAAAAACGAUAAAAUUCGUAAUCAUCUAAAGACAAUCUCUGGAUCAAAAUUCUGAGCCAGAGAUUUUCUCAAUCUCUUUUCUUUCUCUCUCGUAGGAGCUUCAUCUUGUUGCGCUCUACUCACAGAGUCUGCCAAGCAACAGCACUCUUGAACUGUCCUGGGCACCCUUCUAUUUAAUUUCUUCAGGUUCUUCUAGUACAAUGAAGUCGACAUGUUCUGCAGCCUGAUUACAAUCGUAAAUACGUGCCAAUUUACUUGCCUCGCCUCUUCAAAAAAAAAUAUCAGAAUUGUUUCUUUAGAUAUGUUAUCUCUCUUCUCACUGAUCUCCUGUCAGAUGUCUGCCCAUUUUAUGUAAAAGCGGAGUUGGAUUUUUAUGAAAUACUUGCUCCACCAAAAUCCCAUAUAUUUUCUUCUCAGUUGUGAAAGCUUCCAUCCGAAUCUCUGAGCCUGGCUUUCUCUCUCUUUCCCAGAUUGAGCGAAUGGAUGCCCUGUUUGAGGCACAGUUCUCACCUUUGGCAGACACAGGCCGUCUACUGAGCAAGUGCGGUAAGUGCACUCAUUACAUGAAGUACAUCUCCUCUCGCCCAUCGCGGUUGUAUUGCGUCACCUGCGAAGAGGUCUACAGUCUUCCCCAGAACGGAAGUAUCAAGGUAAUUCUUCUUACCCAUUUUAAGCCGCCAUUUUUAGGAUCUGUUCUGAUGUUCUAUCUUGCGUGUUCAUGUGAAUCAACAUCUUCUGGGUUUUUGAGUUCUUGGUCCGUGAUGCUGCUGCGUUUUUCCCUUUUUGGAUAAUAAUCGCCUCCUUCCCAAUGAAAGCUGAUUCAGUCACCUUUCAAAACCCCAUUUCAUUACUAUAUAUAUGUGUGUGUACGUGUUUGGGGGACUUCUAAUGGCCAAAAGCGCGGAGAACCCGGUUGAGGUCCAUGCCAGCUGGAUGAUAUCUGAUUCUCUGCUUCCUCCUUCACCAGCUCUACAAGGAGCUGGCCUGCCCUCUGGACGGCUUCGAGCUUCUCCUCUUCUCCACCGGCGGCCCCGAGGGCAAGUCCUUCCCGCUCUGCCCCUACUGCUACAACAGCCCCCCCUUCGAAGGGAUCGAAAAGCUCCUCCCCGGAAGCUCCGCCAAGCCGGGCAUGCCCUGCUCCCUCUGCCCGCACCCAACGUGCCGCCACUCGCUCAUCUCCCAGGGCGUCUGCGCCUGCCCGGAGUGCGGUGGCGGCGGAGGAGGAACGCUCGUCCUCGACCCGGUAAGCGCCCCCAAGUGGAAGCUCUGCUGCAACAUCUGCAACUGUCUCGUCCUCCUCCCGCAGGGCGCCCACCGCAUCUCCACGACGGGGAAGAGGUGCCCCGAUUGCGACUCCGCCGUGCUCGAAGUGGACUUCAACAAGAAGACGACGCCGCUCGCGGGCGGCGCCACCCUGCACGCCGGCUGCAUCCUGUGCGACGAACUCCUGCACUCCCUCGUGGAGAUGAAGCACGGCAGGUCCAUGUUCAGGCGCGGCAGAGGGAGGGGCAGAGGGAGGAGGCCCGGCGGAGGGAGAGGCCGUGGAGGAGACCCCAAGAUGAGCUUCCGCGACUUUUAG
Spirodela intermedia is the source of this 18141-nucleotide messenger RNA. The record is from the annotation of a GenBank genome assembly. Lineage: Eukaryota; Viridiplantae; Streptophyta; Magnoliopsida; Alismatales; Araceae.